ACAGGUAGCAUCGUAUCAUCCUUGUUACUGCAAUAUAGAUGCCCAACCCAGUAAUCGGAUCUCCGCAACCAUUGCGCAUCUCGGUCGACGACGCAGAUUUUGCGGAUCGCACCGCUCAGUACGUCUGCGACUUCUUCACCUCGCUUCAAAUCCGGGGUGGUCGCCCUCAACCGAACCAAUGGACUAUACUGGCGGCUUUUCUGUCAUACACUGGUCCGCAGGCGGAUGAUCCGGCUGGAGCUCUAGAGAUUUUGACCUUUGGUCUAGGAAACAAAUGCGUUUCUAAUCCGCUACGCCGUGAACAACAGGUGGUGGAUAUGCACGCAGAGGUGCUAGCUCGCCGAGAACUGGAAGCCUUGUUGCUUGACGGGGUCGGAGCUUUACGAACAACGGAAGAGUCGGAUGCCUCGGAUAACCAGCGCUCUGCCUUCGCAACGCAAACACUCUUUAAUCUCGGGUCAAGGCGAUCGGACCUGUACCUUUAUACAAGUCAUAUGCCAUGUGGUGCGGCUUCAAACGCAGCGCAUCUAGAGCGUUUAGACAAGGAAGACGAGCUCAUGAAACGCGUCUUGGAUCACGGCUCAUCCGAUUCGGAAGUGCGAGGCGAAUCGUCAUUCCGAGCAGAUCGCGAGCUCGAGGUCCCGCCAUUGACCAAGAAGCCGUCUCGAGGAGAUGCCAUACCUACCUCGUGCUACUCUUGCUCAGACAAGCUGUCACGGUAUCAGGUACUCGGAUUGCAAGGUGGACGAUUGAGCGGAUGUUUCGAAGAGAACGGCUGGCCGCCCUUGCGGAUGAGCGGCCUGAUCGUAGGAGAGGAUUUCUCUGAUGGACGAGGAUUACGAAUGCUCUUCGGGGGCACGAUCGUUACGGACACCGAGAUACCGCGCUCCUAUUCUAGGAUGAUAGAUGGCAUCCGUGAGGUCUUUGCAGAGCACUGUGAUCCGGCGACUGCUCUGUUUCAUGAUACACUGGUCGAUGCGGUCCGCGAUUUUCGAAUUUUCCGGACGACCUGGAUAUUCGCGUACUCCCGAUCAAGGGUGACUGCUCUAGCUUGUGACCGCGCUGGCCUUGCGCAGGAUGCUGCUACCAUAUUCCAAGCAUUAUCGGAAGUGGAGCGAGCGCGAUUGCGGACCCUGCCUCUUCCGAUAGUGCGAGAUACGCUUGUACCGCAACCACCCAUCUCGACAUUUCCUCUGAGCUGCAGCUGGAGAGUCGGACAAUGCGUCGAGAUCCUAGGUCCGACCGGCGUACUGAACGGGUCAAAGCGGAGCAAGACGACGGGCGAUUUCGAGAAGACGAGUCGAUUAUGCCGGAAGCGGCUGCAGGAGGCGUACGACGAGAUCAUAAUUUCAGGAGAUGGCGCAGCAGCAUACGGGAAGGGGAAAGGUAGUCCUAUGUGGAGGCUUGUAUCUUCUCGGAUGGAGGCCAGAGGACCAUGGAAAGACUGGCAUAGAUCGAGGGUCUGUGAGAUAUAACACCCAACAAUGUCGGGAUUUGGCGAACCUUAUGAUAUACAU
Molecule: messenger RNA, 1517 nt
Organism: Filobasidium floriforme
Lineage: Eukaryota; Fungi; Basidiomycota; Tremellomycetes; Filobasidiales; Filobasidiaceae
Exons: 1
Coding region: 39-1475 (478 amino acids)
Biological process (GO): RNA processing
Molecular function (GO): adenosine deaminase activity; RNA binding
Source: RefSeq, a predicted model, not a curated record